Messenger RNA from Trichechus manatus latirostris (Florida manatee), 2134 nucleotides. RefSeq names its product ubiquitin conjugating enzyme E2 Q1 (gene UBE2Q1). NCBI's taxonomy places the organism in Eukaryota, Metazoa, Chordata, Mammalia, Sirenia, Trichechidae. The transcript is spliced from 17 exons. The coding region runs from base 1 to 1683 and encodes 560 amino acids. The record is from RefSeq and is a predicted model, not a curated record.
AUGCUGCGGGCAUCGCUCGCCGCCUCGCGCAGACCGCUGGGGCGCGCCGCGGGCCGGGCGCUGUCCGUGGUGCUGAAGCCGCGCCCGCGCCGCCAGCGGCCGGCUGGAGCUGGGCCCAGAAUUCCCCAGGCCGCACCUACGAAAGGCAAGACGUGCCUUUGGCACGGGAACACCAGCUCCGGGUUUCUGGAGCCUCAGCUAGCUUUGUCUUUUGUGAUAGUGCCACCUAGCGAGGGCCUGGAGGCACUGCUGCCUAUUUCUCUGGCAGUUGCCCGGACCACUGCGACACUCUUCGCCGAAGCGCACGCCAACCCGCCCCCAAACUUCUCCAGACCUGUGGGGUCUGAAAAGCACGAAGCGUCGGCGACCGACUACCCAUCAUAUAUUACCGACCAGCGACACUCCAUGGUCUCCUCGCCACGAAUCAUCGGGACGUUCCCGGCACCGUCGCCGCUGACUGAGAGCGGAGACCUAGCCCCCCACAGCAGGAAACAGGGUCCCGCGCGGGUAGCCCUUGGGAGCACGCGGCACCGGGUCACGCGGGAGCUGAAGCUGCUCGAGUCCAUCUUCCACCGCGGCCACGAGCGCUUCCGCAUUGCCAGCGCCUGCCUGGACGAGCUGAGCUGCGAGUUCCUGCUGGCUGGGGCCGGAGGGGCCGGGGCGGGGGCCGCGCCCGGACCGCAUCUGCCCCCACGGGGGUCGGUGCCCGGGGAUCCCGUCCGUAUACACUGCAACAUCACGGAGUCGUACCCUGCUGUGCCCCCUAUCUGGUCGGUGGAGUCUGAUGACCCUAAUUUGGCCGCCGUCUUGGAGAGGCUGGUGGACAUAAAGAAAGGGAAUACUCUGCUGUUGCAGCAUCUGAAGAGGAUCAUCUCCGACCUGUGUAAACUCUAUAACCUCCCUCAGCAUCCAGAUGUGGAGAUGCUGGAUCAGCCCUUGCCAGCAGAGCAGUGCACACAGGAAGACGUGUCUUCAGAAGAUGAAGAUGAGGAGAUGCCUGAGGACACAGAAGACCUAGACCACUAUGAAAUGAAAGAGGAAGAGCCAGCCGAGGGCAGGAAGUCUGAAGAUGACGGCAUCGGGAAGGAAAACUUGGCCAUACUAGAGAAGAUUAAGAAGAACCAGAGACAAGAUUACUUAAACGGUGCAGUGUCUGGCUCGGUGCAGGCCACUGACCGGCUGAUGAAGGAGCUCAGGGAUAUAUACCGAUCACAGAGUUUCAAAGGCGGAAACUAUGCAGUGGACCUGGUGAAUGACAGUCUGUACGAUUGGAAUGUCAAACUCCUCAAAGUUGACCAGGACAGCGCUUUGCACAACGAUCUCCAGAUCCUCAAAGAGAAAGAAGGCGCUGACUUCAUCCUACUUAACUUUUCCUUUAAAGAUAACUUUCCCUUUGACCCGCCAUUUGUCAGGGUUGUGUCUCCAGUCCUCUCCGGAGGGUAUGUCCUGGGUGGAGGUGCCAUCUGCAUGGAACUUCUCACCAAACAGGGCUGGAGCAGUGCCUACUCGAUAGAGUCCGUGAUCAUGCAGAUCAGCGCCACGCUGGUGAAGGGGAAGGCGCGGGUGCAGUUUGGAGCCAACAAAUCUCAGUACAGUCUGACCAGAGCACAGCAGUCCUACAAGUCCUUGGUGCAGAUCCACGAAAAAAACGGCUGGUACACACCCCCAAAGGAAGAUGGCUAACCCCGGAGCGUCACCCCAUCCUCCUUCCCAGGCGCCACUGGACCAAUUACCUUUUGAAUGCUGUAUUUGGAUCUCACGCUGCCUCUGUGGUUCCCUCCCUCGGUUUUCCUGGACGUGAUAGCUCUGCCUGUUGCAGGACAGUGACGGCUAUUCUAAACGCUAAGGAAAAAACCCACACACAACUGUCUCAAGUACUCCAGACUGACUGACAGACCAGCCAACCACCUUGCUGGAACCCUUGCUAGCAGGCAUUCUUAUACGAGAAACUUCGAGCCUCCUUCUCUUGCUGGAACUCAGCUGUGCUCCAGACCAGAGCCUCCUCACCUAUGCUAUGGAUUUUUAAUUUAUUUUCUCUUAUUUCAUGUACACUGCUUUUUUUGGUUACAGUGUAUGAUGGAUGUGUAUGAAAAAAUGUAUCUUUGGGAAAACAAUUACAGUUUGUUAAUUUGAA